GUGUGUUUUGACCAAGAUGGCGGCUUCACCUACGAUUUUUCAACGUUUCACUUUUAGGUGUUUUAUUUUAAAGUGAUGUAUUUUGUGCUCAAUUGAAAGAACAUAAAUCAAAUAUAGAUACAGCUUCUGAUAUUUCUCCUUCACAAAAUGUCUGUUAUUCUUGAAACAACGCUGGGAGAUAUUGUCAUCGACCUGUUUACUAACGAGAGACCCCGAGGUAGGAAGACGCUUUCAAGUGUUUUUGUUGUUGUAGUAGUAGUUGUUGUUGUUAGGUGAUCGUUUAGCCCCUGAAAGUGCUUUUUAAACUACUUAAGUGUGUAUAUCUUUGUUUGGUUGUUCCAAAUACCUAUCAGGUUUGAGCUUUAUUCGGCGACGUCGGUAGCUAGCGUUUAAGGUCUUAUUUCAAUAGUUUGAUGUAAAAACCUUGUUGUUUCCACAGCUUGCCUCAACUUCUUAAAACUAUGCAAAAUAAAGUAUUAUAACUACUGCUUGUUUCAUUCUGUACAGGUGAGUGAAUAUUAUUCUACAAACCUUAAUGUAUAUUCAAGCUUGCUUAUUGAUUUUCUGAUCACAUAUUUAUUUAUCGUGGCAGUCGAGAGACUAUACAGGAAAUUUUCCAAAAUUUCCUUUAUCAACAAAUUGUUCAACUUUGUCUUUGACACUUUUCAGGCUUAGAGUUAACUGUGAAAUGGAACACGUUAUUUUUUGUUUCCUUAUGUUUGCUAUACAAAAUAUAAUGGUCCCUCGUGCUAUAAACUGUUCGUCUGUUUGUUUUUUUUUUCUUGACACUUAUAGCAAAACUUUCUAGCUCAGACUGGAGAUCCUACCGGCCGAGGCACUGGAGGAGAGUCUGUUUUCAGGUACUGAAAACCAACAUAACACACAGUGAAGUAAAGGGAUAAAAUUAACAGAUGGGUUGGAAACUGUAUGCAGAGUCUUUCUCAAGUAUGCCAAAAGAAAGGCAUGGCUCUGCUGGCAGGGUGACCUGACCCCUUCUCCUGGGGUGGAUCUAGCAGGGGGGGCUCGGGGGCUUCGAUCGAACCCCUUAAGAUAAAACAGCUAACAUCAAAAACUUGUAAACAUAUCAAAGUGGUGCAACCUGUUGGGCUUCUGUGUUUUAAUUACGAGUAGUCCCAUGCGCAAGGAACAUCUGGAAGAUGGGUUAAGCUUGCAUGACUGCUCUGGGCUGGUAAGCUCUAGCCACAGCUUGCAGAAAGGGCAAGCUAAUAUUGUUUUAAUUUUCAUCCCACUCUGCCAGAAUUCAUGACUUACGCCAUUUUUUUUCAUAGUGUUUUAUAACUUUGCAACCGUGGCAUGACUGGUUAAUUACGUUAUGGCAAGUCAUGUCUUCUAAAUUGCCUCCUCAAGUUACUUUACUGUUAAACAAUGAAUAAUUCAUUGAUAAUCUUAAUUCAUUAAUUCAUUAGUUCAUUUAUUGUGCUAGGUUUCUUUAUGGAGAUCAAGCUAAAUACUUUGAUGCUGAGAUCAAGCCUCGGAUCAAACAUAAGAAGAAAGGAACUGUUUCUAUGGCAAACAAUGGAGACAACUUACAUGGUUCUCAAGUGAGAUAUGACCUAGCUUAGCUCAUUUUUUACCUGCACAGGAAAUUUCCAGAAUUUAGGAAAAGUGAAAUGUCGUUAUUUUCUAUAUUUAUUUUAUAUACAUGUACUCAUGCAUGGUUUAGACACUGAACUAUUCAUGAGCUAAACCAGAAACUUUGAAUUAACAUUGAAUUGAAUUUAUUAUGAAAAGUUUAGCAUCUGAGUUUAUAGUAUAAGUAAGAAUGGUUCUUUCAGCUACUUUGUAACAGCUGCGAUUCACACACCAAGUUUACACUAAAUGUACUUGUCAUGUGCUGAAACUAACAUAAGUUGUUAAGUUCAACUAAUUAGGUUCUGUGUUUGAAUCAAUAGAGUGACAUACACUUGUUGAUUUAUGUCUGCCUAAAUUCAAUAAAUUUUGGUGCAUGAAAAGUUUGACAUCUAAAACUAGUCUUCCUUCUCAAAUAUAUAAAGAUGAUGUUCAGUGAUUCUUUUACCUGAACUAGAACUCUUGGCCAAAAACGAUAAAUAUGAAGGUACCGGUAAUUUGUUUAACACCUUUACAACCAGAGCUUGUUACAUGUAGCUCUCAUCUUCUGGUCAUCUGCACUAUUGUUGUUCAUCUAUUGCUUAUAUUAGUCAAGUAGCACACAAUUUAAACAUUAAUAUUUGAAAAUAUGUUUCAGUUUUUUAUUACCCUUGGUGAUGAUCUGGAUUACCUUGAUGGUGUUCACACUGUGUUUGCUGAAGUUGUUGAAGGAUUUGAAGUCCUGGAUAAACUGAGUGAUGCUAUCUGUGAUGAUGAGCACAGACCUUACCAAGAUAUCAGGUAGCAGUACUUUACACCAACUACCAAUACAGCACACAGCUGGUGAUCAGAUCCUUUUUAAUUUAUUGGAAUAUAAGGAGAAGAAUACAAAUACCCCCACCCGACCUUCUUGUAUACUGUACCAUAACUGUCACAUUAAGUAACCAUGCUAUGUAUCCCUGAGGGAGGAUGAAUCCCAUAUAGAAGAGACAAGGGUGCUUGUCAUUGGAGAAUACAAUGAAAAGCCCUAAAUGAGACCAUUGUGGGGACAUGGCUCUACAGGUUUUAAUUGACCCCUAAAGGAGGACAUGCUAAUGAAACAAUAAAGUAAUUUUUCUUUGUUGGCAUUAACUACAUAGUUUACUUGUUGUUUAGUGUCCUUAAAUGGAAAAUGUGAUCAGUUGUUCUAAAACCUUCAAUGAAGACAAUUUGAGAUGAAUGUAUUAAGUUAUUUUCUUGAACAAAAUUGCUUAAUCCUUUAUUCAGUAAAAAAAGAGAAAAGCUUCCCUAGACAGCUGGUGAUGCAGCAUCUGUAGUAAUAGAAUGAUCAGACAGUUUUGUCAACCUAAUUUUAAUAUAGGGCUAAUCAAGCCACAUAACUAAGCAUCUGGACAAUUUCCAGUUUUCAGUAUAUUCAUUUCUUUUGUUCUACAGGAUAAACCACACUGUGAUCUUGGACGACCCAUAUGAUGAUCCCAAAGGUCUGGUGAUACCUGAUCGGUCACCAGAACCAACCAAGGAACAACUUGAUGUAAGUUGGUUGUCCCCUUAAUCAUUGUCACUUUAAAUACAACAAAGAUCACCAUGAUUUCAAUACAAACUGUAUGACUUUGUAAAGAUAGGAAAACUUGUUUGAAAAAUACCUAACAGACAAAGUUAUGCCACUCUCAUAAUUAAAACUGGAGGGCGUGAUAAUGAAUUAUUUUGAUAUUGCUGAAAAGGUGAAGUUAAAGGUCGUUACAAUGAAUUUUACAUCAGUAACCCAUAAUAGUAGUUACACUGAUUAACCUGAGGCGCUGUACACAUUUUACCCCCUGUAUCUGUCAGUGCUCGGUGUUAUGGGUGUUUAAAGGUACUUAAAUGCACGCAGAAAUGAAAAAAGUGGAAACAAGGAUUUCAGGUCACACCUGAGCAUUGAAGUCAGAACCUCCCACACAGAAGUCUGUACACUAACCGACUGUGCUAAUACAUGUCCCUCCUACUGGUUUAACCUGAUCCCAGAUUCUACCUCAACAUUGGAAACUGAUGUCUUGCCAUGUUGAUUAAUGUUGAUUUUUUCAGAGUGGUCGUAUUGGUGCUGAUGAGGAAAUUGAUGAUACCAAGGGCAAAACAAUGGAAGAAAUAGAUGAAAUGAUUGAAGAAAGAGAGCUCAAAGCUGGAACACAGAUUCUUGAAAUGGUAAUUUAGAAAAUAUUUCAGUUACAGAAUUAAAACCUUGAUAUGGAUCGAGCUACAUUGUAUUUCAUUUUACUCAACACUUAAUGCCUAAUACCUAACUGGGGCCUGUUUCUCGAAAGUCCCGAUAAGUGUUCGGGCCCAGAAAGCUGUUUCGUGUUUGUCUUGUUUGCAUUCAAGAUCAAGGUUCCAAUAAUUUUGAAAAUUAUAUAAUAAAAAUAUCAGUUAACAAAGCAAAAUUGACUGGUUUUUGAACUAGGAACUGUGCUACUAUUUAAGAGGUUUUGACUUCAAAAUUUUCCUUUGGGGCUGAAAAGUUUGCGGGCCUUUCAAGAAACGGGCCCCUGGUCUGCCUGCCUUGAGAGAGUUACUUGUAACUUCACACAAUUAUAUGAAAUUAUAAAAUACUCUACAUGUAGGUGGCUAAAAACUUUUUUUUCUUAUUUUGAAAUAAUCUUUCUCUACGAUUGUACAGCCCAGAGCAAUAGUAACAGAUUUUCCCAGUUCACCAUCCUUCAUCUCACUGCUGUUUACCAAAUGUGAUAACUAAAAAGACAUAGUGGUUGCACACCAAUAAUAUUAUAAAGCCAGCAGUGAACCUUAUCACUGUUUAUGGUGAUGGUGGCAACCAAGAUCAACGUAGCCAUCAGGUGUGUUCAAGGGUAAAAACACCUUGAGCAUGUAUUAAUGCUACAACAAUGCUGUCUCCAGUGCUCAAACAUCAAUUGCUCAUCGUGCAAGCAUUGUCUGAGCCAUUUUUGAAAGACUACAAGCUCAAGAUCAAUUUAAAAUCUGAACAUUUUACUUAAACAAAAAAUAAUCAACACUUGCCUCAGACUCAGUUUAUGUUGUUGAAUAUUUAUGUUUAACUAAAAUAAUUAUUAUAAUUGUAGUUAAACAUUUUACACUGAGAGCUCACAAUAAGACUCAUCCUGUAUUUGAAAGUGCACAGGAUAAAAUACUUCAGAAUUAUAAAAUAUUACCUUAUUUUCACUUUAUGCAUGUAUACUUUAUGCAGUCUUAGUAUUUUUUUAAAAAUAUUUUCAUUUUUAAGCGCUGAUGAAAAUAGCAAAAUUGAUAUUGGCGCUAUAUAAGUAUUAUUAUUAUUAUUAUCAUUAAUCAUGAGCCAUAUUUUGUGUGCAUUUAAUUUGACAAUAGGGAAACAUAGAAUUGGAGACUGUAAUAUUAAAUUUCACGAUUUUUCCAUUCUUUAAUAUGUAAAGGUAACUUUGACCUUAGAAGACUAACAAUGGAAUCAAUAAUUUUAUCGUAAUCAACAGCAAACAAAGACAAUAGCCCACAUUCAAUAUAUUAAAAUUCUAACACGACUCCGAGGCUUUCCGGUUGUUAUUUUUAUAUUUGGUUUGGUUUUCUUUGUGCUCAAGUCUCUUCUGGGAAUUGCGAGACACUGGAGUCAAGAAAAAUUUGCAAUUUUGUCCCUAAUGCCUCGGAGUCAUCAUGAUGUUAGAAUUUUAAUACAUUGAACGUGAGCUAUUGAAAAUGAAUUAAUAAACAAUCUAAAUAUAACAUUGCAUGAGCUUUUCAAAAGUCUAAGUGAGUACUGCAAAUAGUUAUAUAUAGUAAAUAUUUACACUCAGAUAAGUUUGUUCUUAUAAUAAUUUAUGUCAAAUUUGACAUGAAGGUCCUUAUUCUGUCCAUAUUUUACCUCUACGUCACUUAUACUUAAUCUAUAUCUGGUAUUAAAUUUUAAUCUUCACACGUAUUGGACUUUGCAAGUAUUGCAUUUCACAAUUUUUCCCAAAAUCAUGAAAAUCGCAAAAUUUUAUACUCAUGAAAUUUAGAAUAAGGUAACCACUCCUUGGCAACCAGAAAUUAUUGUAAUUAACAGGAAAAAGGGGGAAAUAUGAGGAGAGAGACCAUUUCUCUUGCCCUCAUACAUGUAUCUUUCCCCCUUUUAUGCCUGUCACUUUAUUUGCCUACAGGUAGUCAUUAAUGAGACAAAACAUAUGUCUUAUGAACUACUGUAACUGAAAUGAUCAGGGUUUUCAAUAAGAGGUGGUGGCCUGUGAAAUUCGGCAGCUAUUUCACCUGAACUCGCUGCCUACUUUUCAUUGAAAAUUGCCCUAGUUUAAAAAGAGUAUUCAUAUGCUGUCACUGAAUAAAAGCCAGAAUUUGAUGAUGUCUGUGUUCUGUUCAAACACUCUAACUUUUGCUCCAGAAUGCUGGAAAUGCACUCUAAGAGGCCCAGAUUUCACAACUUUUCCAGAAUCUCACCUGCACCUUUGCCGCAAGUUUUUUCCUUCUCCACCUACUCCAAAGCUUUUGCCAUCUACUUAAAAUCUUAUUGAAAACCCUGCAUGUUUUUUUAAGAGAAAGUUCAUUCUUGUAACAUAAUUUUCAUUGACUGUCAUCAUGGCUUCAGGUUGGUGAUAUUCCAGAUGCUGACAUUAAACCUCCUGACAAUGUUCUAUUUGUCUGUAAACUUAACCCUGUCACUCAAGAUGAAGAUUUAGAGAUAAUAUUUGGCAGAUUUGGACCCAUUAAAAGGUAAAACCUCUCCUUUCUGUUUUUGUAUCAUACACUACCAUAAUGUUAUAGGCCCUUUGCAGUAAGGGUCACAUAACCUUUCUCAUGCCAAAAUAUGGAAUACAACCUUAAAAAUACCAGAGAUUGAAAAGCAUAAAACAAAAGUGAGUCUGGCAAUAUUAUUUUUUAAAGUUUUAAAUUCUUAACAGUGCUAUUUUAUUAUGGCUACAGUGAACAAUGGAGAAUUUACUAUAUCACAUGUAUCAAUGGAAAAGGUGCUGGACGGCAAGCCUUGUGGUUCAGCAAUUUUUUUUCCACUAAGACCCUUAUUACCCAAAAUUGGCUUUUUUUAGUUAAUUUUCUCAUGUUCUUUUCUUCUCUGGUCUUUUUAGGGUGUAUACCAUAAGACUCAUGAGACUUGCAAAGGUGUUUUCUAAAGUUUUGAUAAAGACCAGUAAUAAGCGAAUAUCCAGUCACUCAACUACAAACACCACUUAACAAAAAAUUAAAUUAAAUGCUCUAUCUUUGCAUUGGUGACGAGAUAAAAUUGAUAUUUUUACCUUAUCAGAAAUUUGUUUGGUGGGUGGCACAAAGGUACCCCCACCUUACAAUUGUCUGUAAAAUUUACUAAUUCUUGAUCCCAGUCAAAAGUUGAAAAAUUGAGCAUGCGGGGGUUUAUUUUUGCAUUAAGCAGGUCAGGAGACAGAAGUGCAACCAGUCUGUUUUUUAAAAAAAGUUUCACACGCCCCCAACAAUAAUCUUUAACCUUUAAUCAAGGUAAUUGCCAAUAGCACUUAUGCUAAUCCGGUAUUUGUAGUGUAGCAUUGACUUGAUUAGAAACUUUUUGUUUAUAAAACUUUACAUGAAACAGGUACUUAUUCUAAGGCAUUUUCAUUUUGUUUUGUUUUACUUAAGAAGUUGCAACAACUGUGUUUGUUGAUAAGACAUUUAAAAACUUGGCAAAUUGCCCAAAUUUCUAAGUUAACAGCAGAGCUGACAUAUAGUCAAUAGGGCAUGCGAUUACUGCACAAGCAUAGCUGAUCUCAAGAGAUUACUCAAAAUCAACUGUAUUUGCUGUAUUUUUUGUAGCUGUGAAGUUAUAAGAGACCAGAAGUCUGGGGAGUCACUGCAGUAUGCUUUCAUUGAGUUUGAGAAUGUAAGUUCAGUUUCCCUUUGCUUCCUCCUUGUAUUUUCCUCCAUUUCAUAAAAGGUGGUAAUUUAUGGCCAGGAGAUUUGCCCUGAUCAAGGACAGGCAUAGGCUCAGCCUUGUCUCUGGGUGGGGAGUACUGCAGGUGCAUCAAGACACCCACGGCUUGAGGAGACUGAGCCUUGUACAGGCGUGGAGACAUCAGGUUUUCUUGGUGGCGGUUGAUUAAGCUAAUCAAGUCAGUUUGUGGAACAAAAUUUGUAUGUUCCAGUUUGUUGCAAGUUUCCCUGGAAGAUUGCGUAUUAAAGUUAGGCCCCUCUUCUAUGGAGAAAAGUUGUCCAGGGAAAGAGAUCACCCUUCCAGUCAACUCAACUUUAACGAGCGUUUAUAUGAGAAACCGUUUGUCCUCUUUGCCCGAUCCAAGAGCUGUUAACAGCGCCCGCGCAUGCCCUAAUUGUUUUGCCUUGACCGAGUUGACCCGUUAGGAGAGCUGAAGUGUUUUAUGGAGAAAAGUUGGUCCAGCUAGUAGGGUGACCCUACCAUCAUCAAAGUGUGACCCGACUAGGUAGAUCACACCACUAGCCGAGCCAACGUUUUGUUUCUCGUCUAAAUGGUUCGUCAAGUUUUAUAAGGAAAUAUAUCAAAAGUUGGCUCGGUAGUUCGGGUAGGCAGGUGACUCUUCCACCCGGGACAAGUUUUCUCAAUAUAAGGGUUGCGUUACUAGCAAAGCAAAACCGACUGAUCAUAAUCCUUACUUUAGUUCGAAUUAUGACUGACAGUUGAGUGAAUUUUCGAUUCCACCUCUUUACAGAGAAAAACGUUGUUACCAACAAUCUGAGAUCGAUAAAGAGCAACUUUCUUGCCUUUUUGCUGUCUGUUUUUUAGGUUGAAGACUGUGAACGUGCUUACUUUAAAAUGGACAAUGUGCUGAUCGACGACCGGCGAAUUCAUGUUGAUUUUUCCCAGUCUGUAGCAAAAGUCAAGUUUCAGAAGCAGGGUAAUACAAUGUGCAUUGGGCAAAGAAAAACAAGAACCAUUUUUUGUUAAUGAUUAAUUAAUCCUUUUCAAUUUGUUUCACAAAAUACUCGGAAAAAUACAGAAUGAACCUUUCUAAUCACUUUUUUUAAUUUUUUUCCUUUCAACAUUUCUUAAUAUUAGCAUUAAUUUUCUACGACAUAUUCCUUUCCUAGAUUAUGUAAAUGAAAAAGAAUUUAGUUUUAGGUGCAGUUUCUUGUAGCUUAAGAAUUGUCUAGUGUUUGAAAAGGUAAAAUCAAUUUUAUCUCGUCGUCAAUGCAAAGAUGGAGCACUUAAGAAUAACGUAACUUAUUUGAGUGCCAAUGUAUUUAGCACGAAAGUAAUUAUUGAGGAUUUUUGUCUCCAACUGGAGACGAGACUGCAUGUACUGCCCUGUACUCGAGCCACUCGAAGGUCUAGCUAUGUGCGGUACAAAUUACUUUGAUUUCUCGCUGAUGCUUAGCAAUGAAACUAUUUUCGUCUUGCUUUCUUGCUUAUUUCGAGCGAACUCGAACUCCAUUAACUAGCUUCACCCAUUCCUUCCGGUUUCUCAUGAUGCUCUUCAGUUCAGCAAUGCUCAAACCAGUAUCAUUUCGCAGCUGGUCUACAUAUGUUAAUGCUGGUCUUCCUCUCUUUCUUGCGCCGUGCUUUGGUUCCCAGAGUAGUAGAUCACUUAUCACCUCAUCCUUUUUUCUCCAACAGUGUCCUAUAAACUGCAGCCUAGUUGGUUUCUUAUUUUCGUUGAAAAUAAUUAUUUCAAGCUUAUAUUGAUCACUCUUAGGGCUAUUUCGUUGAUAAAAUAUAUAUAUAUAUUUUUUGACACAGGGGCAAAACCAGUCUUCCCAGCCAAGGAUGAUAAAGACAAACCUAAAUUUGCUUUAAAACAAAGCAAAGAAAGCAGCAAGUAUCCUUUAUAAGCUUGCUUUCUGAAAGCAAUUGAGUUAUUGUCUGUCUAGGCCCCUUUUGUUGUCAGUUAUUUGUUUUUGUUUGUUGUUACGUUUGUUUACCAACGAAUUGCACACAUUAGAGAGCACAACUACAAUCAAUCUUCAUGUUUUUGGCGAUUAGGAAUUUUCACACCUAAAGGGUAACUACCGAAAAAUACUUUUUGCUUCAGUUAAAUUUGAGUUUGGGGAAGAGUAGGUCGGCAGCUUCCCAGAAUCUUACCCUGAUCCGCUCAAUCCGCACAAGGAACAGACACAUGACACUCGUUUUUUCCGCCAAUGUGGGAUGAUGCGCAAGCACUAUCGCCAAAGUUUGAUUAUUCUGCGCAUGCGUUUGUCACGUUGUGCUCCUACUUCUAAUAAGUGGGGACUCUUUUGUAUUAAUGCUUGUGUCGCUGUCGUGUAGCAGGUUUCCAGUGACAUUCAAUUUUGUCCAAACGUUUUAGUCAGUGACCCAAAUUAUGUUUUGUGACCAUUUUAUCAGUUCUUUCACAUGCAUUCUCGCUUCCAGUGAUGCGAUCCUUUUGGUCAGCGUCGGGAAAGGUUUGCAGCUCUGGGAACAAUAUAUUUUACAUGGUCCUUUUUGUCUUGCAGUAUGCAAAAUGAAACUCGGAGAUUUUCUCUAAUUUAGAUUUAGCAGUCCUAGGUAUGAAUGUGUUAAUUUCUUGACUCCUGCCAAGUUACGAUUUAGUAUUUGAUGAUGAUCGAUACGAUGGAGGAAAAUCUGCGGAAAAGAGAAAGAAACGUAAAGACUACAGUGAUGAUGAAGACAGGAAGUCAGGGAGCGAAGCAAAGCGCGGUGAAUCAAGGAGACGGGAAAAUAGAGGGGAGGAGAAGGAUAGAAGAAGAGAAAGAAGAACAAGUUUUAGCAGCAGUGAUGAGGAGGGAAGAGAAAAAAGGAAAAUAGAGAAACGGAAAAGGCGAAGAAGUCCAGGAAACAGUGACGAGAACAGAAGGGAAAAAAGAAAGAAAGAAAAUCGGGAGAGACAUAGAAGUAAUAGUAGCAGCGAUGGCGAAAGAAGGGAGAAACGAAAAAGAGAAAAUCGUGAGAGACGUAGAGAAGCAAGUAGCAGUGAAGGCGACGGAAGAAUAGAAAGAAAAAAGAACUCACAGGCAGGAGAUUACUCUAGAAGUCACAAGGUACGUUUUUAAACAAGCUUUUUUAACGUAAAGGAGCGGGCAGUAGUUCUUCACGCUAUUUUACAUAUCCGGUUUUGCUAGAUGCGGAGGUAUAGAAAGUGGUGAGAAAAAAGGUUACGCAACAGAGAAGACACUCAAGAUAUUUCUUUGAACCCUUUUCAGCAUCGGCCAUAUUUUUUUUUCCACGAAUUGAAUAGAUUUCUUUGUUCUUCUUUUUUAUGGUUACGGGAGAACAGACUAUUCAUCGCCAGUAAGAAGCUCGUGUCCUGUCAGAGGCCUGUUUUUCCUUUUUGAAACCUGAGGGGCCUUUUUUGUUUGACGUUGCUUUUUUCAUUUACAAUAUGAUACUGUUUUUAACACUAUUUCAGGACAAUCGAGGAAAGUAUCCAUCAGAAUCUGCAACCAGAGAUAGGAGAGAAAGGUAACUUGGGCAGCCAUUUUUAAUGAGCAGCCAAUGAAUGAUUGAAUUUUUCUCUCUCAUUCUCAGUUAUGAAGUUACCACCAGGGCCGAGUUGUUCAAAGCUGGGUUAAGAUAACCGAGGGUUAGUGCGAGAUUUUAAUUCAGAUUUGAAAGCUUAAAAAGCAUUUCAGUUUUAAUUCUUUUUGUCUACAAGUUGAUGAUUGAAAGCUCUAAAUAUAACAGAGAAAAUUAUCCGAGAAAAUGCUUUUGAACACAGGAAAGAGAAACCCGGGUUAAAUUUAACCCCGGGUUGAGCGCUAAUCGGCCUUCGAACAACUGGGCCCAGAACAUUGUAGUCAUCUCAUUGUAUAAGAGGCCAUUUGCCAUUUUAGAAACUAAACGGAAACUGGGACAAGUUAACUUUUGCAAAGACUUCUGGGACUGUUACUAGAGACAGAGAAAAAAAAAAUGGCCAAUGGCGCGUCCCCAGUAACGAUCCCAGAGGUCUUUGCGCGUCUAACUUGGCCCAGGUUCUUUCUUAAUUCUAAAGUAGCGAAUGAGUAAGACCGUCUAUUAACUUGUUUUAGCAGUUCUAGCACCAGCAUUGGGUAUGUUCCUGUACCUGUAGGCAAACAUAAAAAAAACUGCCGUACUGAAAUUAUUGUGAUUAUUAUUAUUGUUAUCAUCAUUAUUAUUAUUAUUAUUAUUAUUAUUAUUAUUAUUAUUAUUAUUAUUAUAUUGUUGUCAUCAUCAUUAUCAUCAUCAUCAUCAUUAGUGUUAGUAAACAGUAUUACCUUAAAGUUAUACUGACACAUCUGAUCCACAACGGAAAGCCCUCUUUAUACCUUUGUCUUUAGAAAGAAAAUGCUGCAACAGUUUUAGUAGUAUUAAAUUAUUAAUUUACUGUCACUGUAAUAGGGACUACUCGCCCAGGAGGAAAGAGAAACAUUCACCGCACGACCACGUGAAACAUUCUGGAGGCCACAAAAGCAAGCAGUCUUCACAUGAUCAUAAGCGUCAUUCAAGCCAUAGAUAUUAGGUGGUACGUCAAAAGCCUACAAAUAACCAUUUUGAAAAAUCAGAACGCAGUGGUGUCACUUGUAAAGCGACAAUUUUUAGCGUGUUUAAAACUGACCUACAGCACAGCCGUUGGCUGUCAAACAACCCCUUAGCCCGUGAGUAACAGGAAGGAAACGUCAGCGAAAACAUUUUUAAAAUUCAUCAGAUGUAUGAAGCAAAGCGAGGAAACAAGGUCAACCAGUGGCGAAGCUAUGUUUUAACACACUUCUAAUGGAUCGUGGAAAAGCAGUAAUCACACCUACAUUUCCAUCUACAAGGGACAUGCGCAAGUUUCAACACACAACUCCGCAGUUUUAAGUGGAUUCCGCGUUAUGGCCAGUGGUGCAGACAUGCGCACAGCCAUAUCACGUCGUUUGUGACAGCCGGCGUGGAUAGCUGUUUCUUAAAAGUCAACCAAUCUUUAUGGAAAAGCUCGUACAGGCCACUGAGGGUCAUGAUUGAUAAAAAGUCCAGG
Messenger RNA from Porites lobata, 12410 nucleotides. The record is from the annotation of a GenBank genome assembly. Lineage: Eukaryota; Metazoa; Cnidaria; Anthozoa; Scleractinia; Poritidae.